AGCCGCCAGAGCAUUUGGAGAAUACCUGUCCAACACCCAUCCAGAGAACCACAACGGAGCAGAUCAUCUGUUGUCGGACACCUUCCCCAGCCAGGACUGCGAGUCUCCAGCUGUCAGCCGCCUACAUAACAACAAUCUGACACCUCAGAGCCACUGCCUACCCAAAGCCAAACCCAACCAGGGCAGACAAUCCAGUCCUAGCGCUCACCAUCAGCCUCAGGUCAACACCCUCCAAGCUCAAGCUCCUUCGAGCCCCUCCAAACGCCGGCUCUCUACUGAACGCAGUCUCUCCACCGAGGAACCACCAGGUGCCAAAGGCCCGCAGAAGAGUGUGGUGGUGAAGCCAGCCAGGGUGUACACAAUCACCAGGGAAGGAGGGAUGACCCUGGGGGGCCGUGGCAGUGAGGAGAGCCUGGAGCUGGAGGUGCUGAAGGCCCCUGCCUCUGAAAAACACAACCCAUCCUGCACCAGCCAGCCCCCCCCCUCCACCGCCCGCGGUAGCCAUCACAGUAGUAGCUAUCACCGCAGCAACCACCACCAUGCUAGCCAGCAGCAUGGAGGCUCGGCGUCAAUAUCACAGCCGCUGCAGAGCUCGGGGAGCACCAAUAACAUCCGGGACUGGGGGAUGAGGAGAGGCGGGUCGCGGGACGACACCGCAGACUGCGUUGCCUGUAUUCGGGCUCCGUGUCAGAGCCAGCGCUCCCUUGACCUGGAUACCUCACAGAGGGAUGGAGGGAAGUCCCGCACGAAACUGGAGAGGAUGUACAGCGAGGACAAAGCCUCCACAGAGGACCGGG
Molecule: messenger RNA, 797 nt
Organism: Notothenia coriiceps (black rockcod)
Lineage: Eukaryota; Metazoa; Chordata; Actinopteri; Perciformes; Nototheniidae
Product: NMDA receptor synaptonuclear signaling and neuronal migration factor-like
Exons: 2
Biological process (GO): regulation of neuron migration; regulation of neuronal synaptic plasticity
Source: RefSeq, a predicted model, not a curated record